UCAUUAAGCUGUUAAUUCAUAUUUGUUGCUGUCUUAUGUUCAAGUUCAACGCCGUGAAGUUAAAUCACAGCGUUGUUCCGCUUGUCAUGAAGGCAUGUGAGCAAGCAAAGUGACAUUCCACUCACUAUUGCAUCCUGACUCAGCUUACUACCUGUGCUCAGGUGUAUCACUUCUCUGUCACUCUGCACUCCAAGCUAUUACUGCUUCUUUUCAGGGAACUGAAGGUUGAUUUGUUUGACGCUUUGUUGCCGAAGGGGAACAAGCUUGUGCAAUGCCGAAGGGUGACACGUGGCAUGGUGGGGCUACCUUGGUGUCCUUGAACAAUAUGGAGAGCGCUGGGAGCUGCGACAGUGUGAUCAGUGUGACCUCGGGCUAUAGCGAGGACAGCCUGGAGCACUUAUCUGCAGAGGAGAUGGCAUGCCUCAUGUAUCUGGAGCAGACCAUCGAAGCCCUGGAAGUGCAGGAGGACAGCGGAAUAUCCAACGACGAACCGGACUCAGGACACCAGGCGAAGAAAACGGGUCGGAGUAAAGAAAUUGCCAGUUUAAACGUUGAAUCUGGAAUGAACCGGAGUUGUGAGACCCUGCCCCCACUGUUGGUUGACUUCCCGUCAGAGAAGUGGAGAACGCUGACCGGGGAAAAUUUAGAUGAGCAUCAUCUUCUCAGUCACACCUGUGAUGUAGACGUUGAGGCAGAAGCCCAUGAAGCCUCUGUGAACGCCACAACAGAAGACCGACUGGUGACUCCUGAUUCAGUGGCAAUUACAAGUUAUACUGAAGGCUCUCCUUUCAUUGACUUCUCUCCGGACACACUCACUUGCACGACCUCUAAAGUAAACGCAGCUCCGAUUCCCCCUCCGUCUGACUUCAUGGACAACACAGGACUCGGAAAGCCACUUGAUGUCUGUGUCAAAGCCCCCCCUCUCUCCAGUAGCAGCAAGUCAGUGUCCGUUGACUUGUUUUACCAAAGAGCCUUGGAGAAAAGAGCUCCUGGCAGAUCUCCUAAUAACCAGAAACCUGCAGAGAAGCACAUAACUGAAGCCAGUCUGAGUUCUCCUGCUCUGGAGUCUCUUCUCUCAGACACUGAAGGCCCAGAGGUUACUAAGCCAAAUAAGUUUUCUAUGAUAGUCACGCCAUCACCAGAAAUAAAAUCGCCCACUGGCAACAGUGACCUUGAGAGAAUCCACCUUGAGGCCCUUCAGAAGCUCGGGCUGCUUCAAGGUUACGUGACAGACCGUUCUCCUGAAACUCAAAAGCCACGGGCAGAUGUUCCAUCUCAAAGUAGUGUAAGUCCAUCCCCUUUAACACCAAGUUUGCUGAGUCUAUCCUCCUCAACACCAUCAUAUACUUCCAUAAGCCCCCUGUCUUCUGCCUCUGACGUUCCGCCUUCACCCGUCGCCUUCGGUCACUUUGCCAGGCAUCGCUUGUCACAACAUGAACAAUCUCCCGUCAAACAUGUUUUAAGGAAGCCUGUCGACGCUGAUAAGUUGAGAUCUUCUCCUCGAACUUCUUCAAACCUGGUCAAGCAGCUAAUCCAGGUCCCAAGUGGUCAGCCAGGUCCACAAUUGCGCACCAGCCACCGCCCAAGCCGACCCGUUUCUUACCAUGAAGGCAUCAGCGCCGAGCGGUGCCUCAGUAACGCCACCAGCGCUGACUUUCGGAGACACACGCCUUUCCAAACGGCCUUUGAGCAAUCCAAAAAGGUGGUGCGGCCGCAAGGCUUCAGCGUCAUGGUCCGCCCUCGGGAUGAAAAUGGAAUAGAAGCCCUAAAGAAGCUCAAACUGUUCAAGGACUGAUACUAACAAUACUACUCCUUACACAUCAUAUAACCAUACUGUAAAUACACACAAAUGACACUAUAUUUUUUUUACAUUUUUUUACUUGGACAAACAUGGUCACUUUGGUACAGUGUGGGCCUGAUCUACUAAAAGUUUGCGUGUAUUAAAAAAGACGUGCAAACUUGACAUUGCACACAAAGUUGACCUACUAAGCAGAGGAUAGCGUCUCUUUAGUUAGAAAAUUAGAGAACGCGAUCCAUUUAGCAUGUUUGUUCUAAUGUAAAUGCCUAUUAUCAGAUUAUAAUACUGGGACAAGGAGAUAAAAAGAUAGAAAUUUAGCACUCGCAAUGUGAUUUAUCAAGACUAGAACUGUUCUGCGACCGCUGUUUGCAUCUAUGUUUAGCACGUUUGAAAUGUGCUUGCAGACCAGCACAGGAUUGGCUGUGAGAAAGGAGCAAGAUCCUGGACAGAGAAUCCUCCGUCCUAUGUGUGUGUCAACAUAUUUGGACUGUCAUCAAUUAAUAAGAUAUUGGAAAGCUUGUCAAUAUAGCAAUAUAAUUUUACGGUUUCAUAGCUGCCGGUUGACAUAAGAGGCUGAUUAAAACAAAUUCAAUUGA
Messenger RNA from Nerophis ophidion (straightnose pipefish), 2394 nucleotides. Its product is annotated as specifically androgen-regulated gene protein-like. The coding region runs from base 272 to 1795 and encodes 507 amino acids. Lineage: Eukaryota; Metazoa; Chordata; Actinopteri; Syngnathiformes; Syngnathidae. The record is from RefSeq and is a predicted model, not a curated record. The transcript has 4 exons.